This is a messenger RNA of Spinacia oleracea (spinach), 809 nucleotides long. Its product is annotated as dolichol-phosphate mannose synthase subunit 3. Gene Ontology annotation, cellular component: endoplasmic reticulum membrane; dolichol-phosphate-mannose synthase complex. The transcript is spliced from 4 exons. Lineage: Eukaryota; Viridiplantae; Streptophyta; Magnoliopsida; Caryophyllales; Amaranthaceae. Bases 184 to 453 code for a protein of 89 amino acids. The record is from RefSeq and is a predicted model, not a curated record. Gene Ontology annotation, biological process: GPI anchor biosynthetic process.
CUUCGGAUCGGGUUCGAAUUUGAUUGCCAUCCCUACUUGGAGAGUUUCCGCCCUCCUCUUUUUCUCUCUCCCUCCAGCAAAGCUCAGCCACCACCAUCGGCCUUCACCUCCCACAUCGCCGUAUAUUUUUUCUGAUCACCGCCGCGGAAUCCCUGCUUGAAUCAGGAUAUUUUGUCCAAUUAAAUGAAGCAUAUUGUGAAAAUUUUGUCUAUACUGGUGGCUGUCGCUGCAAUGUGGAUUGGUCUACUUCAUAUUUCGAUAGUUCCAAAAAGCCAGACAUGGCUGCUACCUUUAUACUUGAUUAUAUCACUGGCAUGUUAUGGCCUAUUGAUGGUUGGUGUAGGUUUGAUGCGCUUUCCAACCUGUCCCCAAGAAGCAGUGUUGCUACAACAGGAUGUUGUCGAAGCAAAGGACUUCUUGAGACAAAAAGGAGUCGACAUUGGUUCUGAUUGAUGAGACUAUGCAGUGUCUGGCGAUUUGAGAAAUGAGCAAAAAGAAAGUGUGUUUUAGAAGAAGGGAGCGACAGUUGUUUCCGUAGACACCAGCCUGAUGAGUGAUGAGAAGGGUCGACAAAUCUAGUCUGCUAACUAAUCUUAAUUUAGGCCUUUAGGCUUUAGGGCUGUUUAUACUUUUACUUUGUGAGCUUAUCUUCUUUACAGCUUCAUUUUUUUGUCUACCACAACUCUCUUCUGAUUCGAAGUUGUGUUGAAUGGUUGGAUGUUGUGCUCCUAAGGCUAAAAGCCUUUAAAAUGGGGUGCAUGGUUAGGCCUUGUUGCAGUGUGCACUAAUGUGUAUAGAAAUUUUGUGAA